Rhizopus microsporus ATCC 52813 is the source of this 319-nucleotide messenger RNA. RefSeq lists its product as uncharacterized. Lineage: Eukaryota; Fungi; Mucoromycota; Mucoromycetes; Mucorales; Rhizopodaceae. The transcript has a single exon. The record is from RefSeq and is a predicted model, not a curated record. Bases 20 to 187 code for a protein of 55 amino acids.
CGCUCGACACCCAGUUCAAAUGACUCUUCUCGACAUCCUUCAAAGCUCCAAUAUACUUCCUAAUUUUUUCAAUGACCGAGGGUUGUCAUCCGUUGAAUUACAAUAUGCUCGUAUACAAUACGCUACCAAUCUGGAUGCUAUAUGGAGUAACAAAAAAUCAUCAAUAAGCUUCUUGACUGCAUCUUAAUAAUCUUAUUAAGAAUCCACCUUGUACCUAUCAGAGAGAAAAAGUACAAUUCUUGGAGUAAGAAAAACGUAUCAACAAGAUCAAGCUCUGAAUCAAUCACAUCAAGAGAAAUAGAAUGAGAAAUAUUCUUCG